AUGAGCCCCAAGGCCUCGCAAAAGCGGAAGAAGAGUCCUUUGAGUGUCGUAGAUGCCAAGGCGGCUGUUGAUCUUGCGACCGCGCAGACGUACUCAGAAAACGUGUUUCUAUUCGUGCCCAACAUUAUUGGCUACGUGAGAGUUAUUCUCGCGGCCGUGUCUCUUCACUACAUGAGCUAUCACCCCAUCUACUCCAGUAUCUUGUAUGGCAUUUCAAGUAUACUUGAUGUUGCGGACGGCUAUGCUGCCCGUGCGCUGAACCAGUCGUCGAAAUUUGGUGCUGUCCUGGACAUGGUUACGGAUAGAUGUGCGACGUCAUGCCUACUGUGCUAUCUGGCUUCUGCAUAUCCGACCUAUGCUGUCUUGUUCCAGUUUCUCAUAGCACUGGAUUUUUCAAGCCAUUAUAUGCACAUGUAUAGUUCGAUAAUCACUGGCUCUUCUAGUCAUAAGCUGGUUACGAGUGAUGUCAGCCGAAUUCUUUGGCUUUACUAUAAUGAUAGGCGCACACUCUUCCUCGUCUGCGCUGGGAACGAGUUAUUUUACGUUGCACUUUAUCUUGUUAAAUGGAUUGACACUCCGAUAGUACCUUUGCUUCAUCCAAGCACUCCGUCUUUCCUUGUCGGAAUGACUUAUCAACAAAUGAUCGCAUGGCUGAGUGCUCCUGUUUGUAUUCUGAAGAACAUUAUCAAUCUAGUUCAGCUAUGGAAAGCAUCCAAAAUCCUUGUGGGUGUUGAUUUAGCGGAGAGGGCGAAGGCGAGACAGGAAAAGACGUCAUAAUAUUAUUCCGUUCUGCUGGAUUCUAGUCAUAUUUAUGUACUUUCAUCUCGAACAAUCUUCACACAUAUUUUUCAACCUUU
Messenger RNA from Guyanagaster necrorhizus, 857 nucleotides. RefSeq names its product CDP-diacylglycerol-inositol 3-phosphatidyltransferase. The record is from RefSeq and is a predicted model, not a curated record. Lineage: Eukaryota; Fungi; Basidiomycota; Agaricomycetes; Agaricales; Physalacriaceae. Gene Ontology annotation, molecular function: CDP-diacylglycerol-inositol 3-phosphatidyltransferase activity. Gene Ontology annotation, biological process: phosphatidylinositol biosynthetic process. Gene Ontology annotation, cellular component: Golgi apparatus; membrane. The transcript has 5 exons. Bases 1 to 777 code for a protein of 258 amino acids.